AUGCAGUGGCAGCAGGCGCCGCCGGGGCUAGCAGUCCCCUACGCGACAGCCCCUAGUAGCACACCACCGCCUCUCUUCGGCGUAAUCAUUCCCGGCUACCCCGUGCAGACCGACAUCUCCCCCGUCGACACCGGGCGGUGGACCGUCAGCCUCGGUGUGGCACCAGAGAGCUUUGUUGUGUUUCUCACCAUGUCAGAGCCGCUCCCGCCCGGCCACGGCAUCGGCCUCUUUCUCGCGCGCGAGGACACGAUGAGUUUCCAGUACGUCGGUGCUUUGACGCAGCAGCGUGCAAGCUCCAUCGUUAAAGUCCCUACUGUCUUUCUCAAUGCCGCCCAGCCAAUCCGUAUCGUUCUCGGGUUGGCGCUGGAGCGGGAAGAGGAGCUGGAGAACCUCGGCUUCACGCACGAGCAGCCGUUGCAUCAGUCGCAGGCAGCCACCAAGAUCGCCAUUGCCGAGCGAAUUCUCGAGGAUCUGUAUAGCUUCGUCGUGAGCUACGCCCGCAGCAUCACUUUGGGGGACGGUAGCGACACCAAUGGCAUUACUUCUAUCGAACCUGGCGACUAUGUCGUGAUGCCAACAUCCUUCGUGGACAAGUGGCGCGCACGCCUACAGUCGAAACUAGCAAAGGACAACGCCUUCUGGAAAUAG
Molecule: messenger RNA, 648 nt
Organism: Leishmania mexicana MHOM/GT/2001/U1103
Lineage: Eukaryota; Euglenozoa; Kinetoplastea; Trypanosomatida; Trypanosomatidae
Exons: 1
Coding region: 1-648 (215 amino acids)
Biological process (GO): protein import into nucleus
Cellular component (GO): nucleus; cytosol
Molecular function (GO): nuclear import signal receptor activity
Source: RefSeq, a predicted model, not a curated record